Trichoderma harzianum CBS 226.95 is the source of this 2976-nucleotide messenger RNA. RefSeq lists its product as hypothetical. The record is from RefSeq and is a predicted model, not a curated record. The coding region runs from base 1 to 2976 and encodes 991 amino acids. Gene Ontology annotation, molecular function: monoatomic cation transmembrane transporter activity. Gene Ontology annotation, biological process: monoatomic cation transport; transmembrane transport; intracellular calcium ion homeostasis. Gene Ontology annotation, cellular component: membrane. The transcript is spliced from 2 exons. NCBI's taxonomy places the organism in Eukaryota, Fungi, Ascomycota, Sordariomycetes, Hypocreales, Hypocreaceae.
AUGCGGACAACAAACGCCAGACGGGGCCGUUUGAGCUUCCGGCCCUUUUACACCACGGUUCUGCUGUUGUCUCUGCUGGCCGCGUACUCUUUCUUGGCACACACAUACACUCAACGUCAUCAUGGCGAUCGCGACGACAGCCUGGAGCUGUUCAGACGAUCCGACGAAGAGCCUGAGUGCCGUCAAGUGCACACGGCCAAAGAUCAGUGCGCGUUUGUAAAAGCAUAUUGCAUCGACGAAGAUGCCGGGCUUCUUCCCUAUCUCGAACUCUAUUACUGCAGACUGGGCAAAGCGCAGCCCUUUGCCUUUGUCCUUCUGGUGACAUGGCUGGGGCUUUUGUUUACUACUAUUGGUAUCGCGGCGAGCGACUUCUUCAGCGUCAAUCUCAGUACCAUCGCAACCAUUCUGGGCCUCAGCGAGAGUCUUGCAGGUGUCACGUUCCUCGCCUUUGGAAAUGGCUCUCCCGAUGUCUUCAGCACCUUUGCAGCCAUGAGCUCCAACAGCGCGAGCAUGGCCGUCGGCGAACUCAUCGGCGCUGCUAGCUUCAUCACAGGCGUGGUGGCCGGAUCCAUGGCGCUGGUCAGGGAGUUCAGGGUGGAUCGUCGGACAUAUGCCAGGGACAUCUGCUUCUUUAUUGUUGCGGUUGCCUUUACCAUGGGCUUCUUGGCCGAUGGAGAACUGCGAUUCUGGGAGUGUUGCGCCAUGAUUGGAUAUUACAUGCUCUAUGUCGUGACAGUUGUGGGAUGUCAUUGGUAUAUCACGAGGCGAAAGCGGAGGUUGCGCAGAGAAGGGGAGGCCCGUAGUCACUUCUAUGGGCUGACUGGCCACAGCGGAGAUGAGCUGGCUGGCGAGCCCUACCGAGACGAUCCCGACGAUACGAGCCAAGAAGCAAGCCGACAUGCGCCAAGCACUGUUGCAGAGAGUAUCCUCUCUGCUUUAGAGCGCGGCCCUAUUAUAGAGGUUGACGGCCAGAGUGUUGAGACGCCAGGGAGCGUUGGCAGCGAAGAAACGGAUGAAGACCAUGAAAGAAUGGUCGUGGCAGAGGUAACGCGAAGCAUGCGAGUCUUGCGCCCCCAAGGCGGGCGGAGGAACACACUUACACCCAUUCGACCGAGUUUGAUUGGAGCACUGGAGUUUAGAUCUGCCUUGGCACACUUGCAGCGGGAGAGCAACCUUCAGCUCUCUCCAAUCCCAGCUAGGAGCUAUUCUGAAAACCACGUUUAUAGAGGGCGGAGGGGUAGCACGAGCGCCAUCUCUGACCUGCUACCUUCCGACCAAGCCGAUGUCUCAGCCCGUGAUGCUGCCGUCGCCAAUGGGAGGGAGAGGGCCAGGUCGCACGGAACUGCUCCAGCCUCAGCAUCUGUGCCUCAAGAUUUGUUAGGGGUCGUGCGAGAAAGGUCAGAUUCCAGUUUGCUGUCCCCCUCAGAUGGAGCUGCCAGCCAAAGGACGGCAAGCCCUGCACCGUCGUAUCAAAUUGGUGGAAAACUGGCACCUCCUCCAGUCGAUUUACCAGGGGCUGGUGGUCAUCACCGGCAGUCACCGCUUGUGCCCCGGCUUCAACUGCAGAUACCCAGCCAAGGUGGUAACUUGAGCAGUCCAACGUCGCCCGUGAUGCCUUUCCCUCAAUACACAGAUUCCCCUAUGCCGAUCUCGCCUAAUACGCAAGUCGAACCGGCUGGCUUUAGCAUGCUUCCACCACCCUCGGCCACUGUUCGUGAAAGCCCAUUUGCUGCGUUUGGCAGCGCCGAGACUGAAUCACGGCCGGUAAUAUGGUGGCCAUACUCGGUUCUUCCAGCGCCACAUGUUCUCCUUGCUACCCUGUUUCCAACGUUACAAGGGUGGAGAGAAAAGGCACUGUGGGACAAGGCCAUCAGCAUCAUAUCUGUACCGAGCAUCUUUUUAUUGGUAAUAACGCUACCGGUUGUUGAGUCAGAGACGACGACAGGAGAAGUCGAUUCUUUGGAUGAUGCCCAUACCUAUCGUUCAAGUCAUGUGGCUCCACCCAUUUCGAUCCAGCCGGGAGAAAUCGAACCUGAGAAUGAGUGGGAUCGGUUUCGGAGAUACUCGCUACAUCGUAGGAAUAGCGAUACUAUGACUUCGAGCAUUCAGACACCUCUCCUGGCGCUGCCAAACGAAGACACGUUGGUUAUAUCUCCCCAUACUCGAGGACCUGGCGCGCCCAAACCUUUGUCCGAAGUUCGGUCCAUCAGCCAAGGGAGCGAGGAAAAAUUGGGAUGGAACCGAUGGCUCGUCUGCCUCCAGCUCUUCAUGGGGCCGCUGUUUGCCGUCGUUAUUCUCUGGGCAAACAUCUCCGAAGACUGGGAGAAGCCAGGGGCCAUGUUGGUGCGCAUGAUUUUAUGGACGCUUUUGGGGUCGCUCAUACUGCUGGGGGCUUUGCUUCUGCUCACCUCGGAGCAGAAGCGACCCGAGUACCACUUUUUGUUUUGCUUCUUGGGAUUCAUCAUCAGCAUAGCUUGGAUUUCAACGGUGGCGGGCGAAGUUGUUGGUGUUUUGAAGACUUUUGGCGUGGUCCUCGGUAUUUCCGAGGCUUUACUUGGACUCACCAUUUUCGCAGCUGGCAACAGCGUGGGCGAUUUGGUGGCUGAUAUUACAGUGGCCCGACUUGGAUAUCCGGUCAUGGCAUUGUCUGCUUGCUUUGGUGGGCCAAUGCUCAAUAUUCUACUUGGAAUAGGCGUGGGAGGUGUCCUGAUGAUGGUUCAAGACGCAAAUCGCCACCAGCAUAAGCACCCAGGAGACGAUUACGCAUACAAACCGUACCGUAUCCAGAUAGGUGGGACGUUGAUGGUAUCGUCCAUUACACUUCUCGUGAUUCUGGUCGGCCUGCUCAUCGCUGUGCCUCUGAACAAGUGGAUUUUGAGCCGCAGAAUCGGCUGGGCACUGAUUGCGAUCUGGGUGGCUAGCACGGUGGCCAACGUAAUAGUCGAGGUUACAGGCGCAAUUGGGGAUAUUUCUUAG